Messenger RNA from Syngnathoides biaculeatus (alligator pipefish), 1665 nucleotides. RefSeq names its product chondrolectin-like. The record is from RefSeq and is a predicted model, not a curated record. Gene Ontology annotation, cellular component: cytoplasm. Gene Ontology annotation, biological process: positive regulation of axonogenesis. Bases 652 to 1605 code for a protein of 317 amino acids. The transcript has 6 exons. NCBI's taxonomy places the organism in Eukaryota, Metazoa, Chordata, Actinopteri, Syngnathiformes, Syngnathidae.
UGAUGUGCGAGGAAGCGCCGCGUGCAGUAACCGUGGCGACGGCCAUUCUGCUCGACCGCACGAGGGCGUGGCGUCGCCUUUGCGUUGCGCUUUUUGGGCCUGCAGUGGAUCAAUUUAUUCAUUUAUUAAUUGCUCAGCUUCACCCAAAAAAAAAAAAAAAAAGUGACUUUCUGUCCCAUCCAAAUGAAUAUUUUCCUCUUAUGACAUCAGUUUUUGUCCUGCAAAGGAAAAGAUAUUGAUUGAGCGUUUGCUUCGAUUGGCUGCUGCCCCACUAAAGCAAUUAAAUUAAGUGGCGGGGGGGGGGGGGGCUGAAGAGGGCGGGGCUAGCGAGCGGCCCGCCUCCCCGGCCGGCCGGCCGGCGCAGUGCAUCGGCAGCACACAAAGAAGACACGGCGACGGACGCGUUAUGAUUUCUUAUUUUGAAACGUUUUCAAAAGAGAUGACCUUUGACCUGCUGAGGUUGUGGGUCCUGGGCGCGGUCACGGCGGUCUGCGGCGGAAGAGUGCUCAGCGGUGAGUUCCCCACGAAAAUCUUUGUGAUCCGUGCGUCCUCGUUUUUGUGUGCGCGUGUGUGUGUGUGUGUGUGUGAGCGAGGCAUCCAUACAUAACAUAAUUCAUACAUCCGCUGCGUGUUCUAAACAUCGCUGGAUGGAUGGAACGCACGCGCACACACGCGCACGAGAAGGUUUCGAGCGCGUUGAGCAGCAAAGUGACGACGCUGCAGAAAUCGCGUGCGGCGGCGGAUACGCACGAUGAUGAUGAUGUCGAUGACGUCACCGGCGAACGCGUCCCCGCAGGUCAGACGGUGUGUUUGGCCGGGGCCGGGCGAGCCUGCUACAAAAUGGCGCACUUCCACCACGUGUCCAGCCGCGUCGACUUCAGGGAGGCGGAGCUCGCGUGUCACACGGAUGGCGGCGAGCUCGUUAGCAUCGGCACGCUACAAGAACAACGACACAUCGAGAGGCUACUGGAGGAGUUGCGCUCAGGCUCGGGAAUAUCAGACGGAGAUUUCUGGAUCGGUUUGACCCGCGUGGACGAGGAGGACGAGAACCCCCCCGACGGCGUCGCUUCCUGUCCGCGGCGGUACAAGUGGAGCGACGGCAGCGCGGCGUCCUUCAGGUCUCACUUUGCGCGCGCGGGCGCUGGCGGUGACGAUGACGACGCGGAAGUGGCGUUUGUCCGCAGGAACUGGUACUCGGACGAGCCGUCGUGCGGCGCCGAGUCGUGCGUGGCGAUGUACCACCAGCCGGGUGCGCUUCCGGGGGUGGGCGGGGCUUACCUCUACCGAUGGAACGACGACCGAUGCUCCAUGAAACAUAAUUUCAUCUGCGAAUAUCAGCCAGAGCGCCACCCGGAGAAGGAGCUCGGCGCCACGGCCGGUGGGCGGGGCUCAGUGAGCUCACCGGAUGAAGGUCGCCAGGUCACCUCGGGCGGGUCUUCAGGCACGCUGCUGCUGCUGUACGCGAGCGUUUGCGCCAUCUCCGUCCUGCCGCUCAUCCUGCUGGUCGCCUUCCACGCGCUCGGCCGAAGAAUUCAUCUAUUGCGGGGAUGGUCUGACAAGCAAGAAGACUCCAGAGAGUACGCCACAAGUAAAAAGGCCUCCUGACCUCCCUCCGCCGCCGCCGCCGUCGUCGUCGUCGUCGUCUCCUCCUCCUCCUCCUCCUCC